AAUCAAACAAUAAUAAUAAUGUCACCAAAUAUUAGAGAGAACCUUAAUACUAUACUAAAGGGUAUCCAGGAUAAUAAGAUACUUGAGGUAUUCGAUAAAUAUUAUCACAAUAAUGUUGUGAUGUAUGAGAAGGGUGAUUCAACCAAUCGUGUUGGAAAGGAUGCAAAUAGAAAGUCUGAACAAUCAUUUGUCGACAAUGCCACUAUCCAUGAGGCCAAAGUCUUGAAGAUAUUGGUCGAUGGCAAUAACACUGCUUAUGAGAUGUACAUGGACUUUACCUAUGGAGGUCAUAAUGUUAAGAAGACCCAAUGGGCCAUCCAACAAUGGCAGGAUGGUUUGGUGAUCAAGGAGGAGUUCUACUAA
This is a messenger RNA of Acytostelium subglobosum LB1, 363 nucleotides long. RefSeq lists its product as hypothetical. The record is from RefSeq and is a predicted model, not a curated record. NCBI's taxonomy places the organism in Eukaryota, Evosea, Eumycetozoa, Acytosteliales, Acytosteliaceae. The annotation marks the transcript as partial. The transcript has 2 exons.